Molecule: messenger RNA, 1231 nt
Organism: Exophiala oligosperma
Lineage: Eukaryota; Fungi; Ascomycota; Eurotiomycetes; Chaetothyriales; Herpotrichiellaceae
Exons: 2
Coding region: 83-910 (275 amino acids)
Molecular function (GO): NADH dehydrogenase activity
Source: RefSeq, a predicted model, not a curated record
AAGCGCAGUUCGAGGAAGUAUUUGUGAUCCUGCGAACCCUCAACGAGUUGAACUUCGACGGUAGCCCGAAGGAUCGCCCAGCAUGGCUUCGAAAGCCAUUCCUCAGCUCGUGCGCCAGGCCACGAGGGCAGCUUCCAGAACAUCACAAGCUCAUCAUCCCCAAAGACAACCUCUUCAUAUUAGACCAUUCUCCAGCACACCCUUAUCGAGGAGUGAAGCACUCUUUGUCCACCGCAACACACCCGAAAACAACCCCUCGAUCCCAUUCAAAUUCAACGAAACGAACCUCCGCCUGAUCGAUGAGAUCCUCAAGCGUUACCCACCCCAGUACAAAAAGGCCGCCGUCAUGCCGAUCUUGGACCUCGGCCAGCGCCAGCACGGAUGGACGAGCUUGUCCGUGAUGAACGAGGUGGCGCGCAUCCUCGAGAUGCCCCCGAUGCGCGUCUACGAGGUGGCCACUUUCUACACCAUGUACAACCGGGACCCGGUGGGCAAGUACUUUGUCCAAGUCUGCACGACGACGCCGUGCAUGCUCGGCGGCUGCGGGAGUGACAAGAUCAUGAAGGCGUGCGAGGAGUUUUUGGGCGUUCAUUCCGGCCACACCACCGAAGACAAGCUUUUUACGUUGCUCGAGGUCGAGUGUCUGGGAGCGUGCGUCAAUGCGCCCAUGGUGCAGAUCAACGACGACUACUACGAGGAUCUGACGCCCGAGACGAUGAAGAGCCUGUUGCAGGCACUGAAAGACAGCUCUACCAUGACUGGCUACGACGCGAGCAAAGUGCCGAGACCGGGACCGCAGACCUACGAGGGCAAACAGAGAAUGACUUGCGAGCCGAGGGCGGGUUUGACUUCGCUGCUGGGAGAGGUACCCAAGGUCCAAGACCAUAUGAGGACGGAUGGGGAGUUGUAGGAAAGAGAAAGAGAGAAAGAGACUUGAGUUUGGAAGUCGUUUGACCGGGGAUGAGGGAUAUGUUAGGUUUCUGUGCCAUGGACAUUGCGAGAAUACUACUUCGUGAAGGCAAAGGAUGAUGGCAAUGAAACAUACUCCGUAGUCUCUGACUGAAGUUUUUAUCUGGUCUGGGAUUGCUUUCAGAGGACUGCACAUAUACAUAAAAACAAAAUGUAUGUUACGGAAAGAAAGAUUUUUGAAAGCGAAAGAGCAAAGUCCAGAGCAUCUGUAUACGCCAUCACCACCUAUGAAAAUCAUAUUGAGCACAGUGCCGGUUCCCCC